AUGAGCUUAGAGGAUAUCCAAAGUGAGCUUAAGCUGGCAACGUACUAUAAAGACACAGCAGAGGCAUUCAUUCCGUAUGAAAGCGUCCAAGAGAUAUGGGCCGGGGAUCGGCUGGAGCGGUUUUUGAAGAGUCAUGACCCAAGUUGGGGCACUCCAGAGAUAGAUGCAGUGCGGGAUGGCUUGUUGCGCACGAUAUCUAUCCUUGUGAGUAUCGCUCUCCACGACUGGUCAGGAUGGUCGAGACUCAGAGAGAUCUUUUUCCUGCAAGAUGAUGCUGUUACCGAUCGUCGCCGGGACAAAAAUACUCUCGUGCUCACCAAGGAGGAACUUCAGGACAACUCCUUUCUUGGGAACGCCCUCCUGGUGCGCGCCUUCAUGGAUGAUAGGUGGAUCUACUUUCCAAUUGUGCUGAAAGGCAAUAAGCAAGGCCCUUAUGGAGAAGACCUCCGCCUACCACUUUUUCAGGAGGAUCAUCCGGUUCGACAUGGUGGCUUCGGCAACGUGACCAAGGAGAUGAUACCUCCAAAGCAAAUCAUUCUCGGCCAUCUAAGCGACCAACUUGGCAUACCAGAGGCGCCUCACCCAGUCAAACUCAUAGUUGCCCGAAAGCGCUUCCCCAAGGGAAAUUAUGACGUUGAAGUCAGACAUCUGAAUCAUCUCCGAUCAAGCCUGUCCGCUCACAAGCGAAUCAUUUCUGAUCUUGCCAUAUUUACCAUUCGAAAUGAGUUGAACAUCAUAAUGCCGUGGGCGGACAUGGACUUGGAAGACUUCCUAGUCGGAGGUUAUAAAGAGAUGCAACCCACCCCUUCUCUGAAUGAUCUAAUCCAGGAGUCCAGAAAGGUUGCAUCUGCCAUUGACUUCCUGCACACACACCUCCAGCUCGACAGUGAAUGGCCCGAGUUUCACCACCAAGCAAUCUGCCACGCGGAUCUCAAGCCCCGGAAUAUUCUGGUCUUCAAACGCGAUGGUUCUUCUACCGGAGUUUGGCGAAUUACUGAUUUUGGUGUCUCGCGAAUAGCACAUCGUGAUAUGCCAGGAGAUUCAGGAUACGCCACUAGUGUCAAUAACCAUGCUCCCAGAGGGGGCGCUUACCGGGCACCAGAAGCUCAGUCUCAACGAAGAAGCGAUGUCUGGUCGUUUGGGUGCAUAUUAGUGAGGGUUUUUGCCUUAGGACUCGAUCCCGCGAGUUUGCGAGAACUUGACGAAAUGCGAAAAGGACCGCCCAAUGCACCCUUCCAUGACGAUUGCUUCUUUCAAGGAUCCCCUCCCGCUCUUAAUUCGGCUGUUGAAGCGUGGAUUAAAAAUUUGCCAGUCCAAUAUUUCGGUUCUCAUAGCCCAGUUUUCUUCGAGGAGAUGCAGAGGCUCCUUCAUUCAAUGCUUGAAAUAGACUACCACAGCCGCUCAUCGGCAAGUGAUGUUCAAAGCGGUUUACACAAACUUAAUUCCUCUACAAUAACAAACAUUACUCCUCGAAUCUCAGAAAGCCGACUGCCAGGUAGAAGAGUGGGUGUUCUUGUUGCUGUCAUACAGACUGACAAUAUCGAUCAUAUUCGCGACGUUCUGCAAGACGAUGUCGAUGUGGAGCAGUGCUACCAGGCUGACAGGCCUUUGAUAUACGCUAUUGACAUGGGAAAUUCUGCUAUAAUAAUCAACGAGCUUUCUGAGCAUCAGCGAAAAUUCCACAACCGAAAUUUGGAUGUGCGAACCCCCUCGUCCAAAAGAAAAACGCCACUCUAUCUUGCGGUCUGCAAGGGCGAUGUUGAGACUGUGAAAGCUGUGAUCGAUGCUUACAUCGAUCCUGACUCCCACGCCAGUACUAGUGCUUUGCUGAACGAACUGUGCGAGGGUAAGACUCCGCUCAUGCAAGCAGCCUUCCUUGGCCACGCCGAUGUAGUCUCAUUGCUUUUGCAACGCGGCGCAGAUCACAGAAUCUGCGUGCAGCAGGAGAAGUUCAACUGCCUACAUUUUGCCGUGAAAUCAGAUAAUCGUGCACAAGAAGACGUUAUCAGGGCAUUCAAGGAUAUCAUGGUUUUUGACCAGCUCCCCCCCGAUGAUCCUUAUAAUAGUUCAGAAACCAUUCCGAGCACGACAGCAUAUGAGACGCCAAUGAUGCUACACAUCAUACUCGCACCGAACCGACUGGAUAUAGACUCCGUGUGGACAAGGAAGUUCAAAGCACUCUUGGAAGGAGGAGCAAAUGUGAAUAGCAAAUACGGCCCCGGAAUCUAUAAUCAGAUGAGUAUCUUGGAACGUGCUGUAUGGGGUGGGAAUGUCUGCGUUGUCGAGUUGCUUCUUGGUGCGGGUGCCACUCUACCAGCAGGCUAUGUCAUACCGGGAGAAAGCUCUUCUGCGCUGAAAAAGCUUCUCAACAAUACGCGCGGCGAAUCCCGCCGGCGGCGUUUUUUUAACUUCAUUUGA
Molecule: messenger RNA, 2418 nt
Organism: Penicillium coprophilum
Lineage: Eukaryota; Fungi; Ascomycota; Eurotiomycetes; Eurotiales; Aspergillaceae
Exons: 2
Coding region: 1-2418 (805 amino acids)
Biological process (GO): peptidyl-threonine phosphorylation; peptidyl-serine phosphorylation
Molecular function (GO): protein serine/threonine kinase activity; protein binding; ATP binding
Source: RefSeq, a predicted model, not a curated record